AUGUCAACCCCUCGUCCCAAGAGAAGAGCGGUGCAAAAGAUAAGUUCUUACAAUGAAUCAAUAAACUCCGUUGAAGAUGAACUCCCUAUCAACGCUGUGGCAGAUUACCAGGCUGCUGUACAAAAUUCCAAUACUUCAUCGCUGAUGGUUAGUGAACCUGUGAUUACAAUGGAAGCCAAUGCUAAUGAUGUCGAUCUUCCUUCGUCAGGCAGUAGUAAUAUUUCCCUCCUCGACCUGCUGAAGGCGGCGACGACCAAACUCCAAUCAGCGACGUUUUUCCGGUCAGAAAUUCCCAACAAUUGGCAGCCUGCUCCUUCAUCUGAUGGAUCACAGAAAUUCCCCGUGUUGAUGAAUAUUUCGGGAGCAAAUUUUCUCGAUGAUGCCAAAUCGGUGCUCCAAUUAGCAGACGGCACCACCACCAUCACCAAAAACGACCACAUUUAUAUGAUCUCUGAACCCGCUGGCGAACCUUAUUAUAUUGCCAGGGUUAUGGGAUUUGCAAAGAAGAGAAACCUCAAAUCGAAUGCCAAUUUGGAUGCCGUGGAUAACUAUAUGAUAAAGGUCAAUUGGUACUACCGUCCAAGGGAUAUCUUGCGACACCUGACCGACUCAAGACUAUUGUACGCUACCAUGCACUCUGAUCUUUGUCCAGUAUCGAGUUUCCGAGGUAAAGUUACGGUGAAGUUCAAGGACGAAAUCGACGAUCUUAAUAGCUACAGAGACAAACCGUCGCAUUUCUGGUACGAGAAGUUGUUUGAUCGGUACAUGAUUAAGUAUUACGACAUUUUACCUACUAAGAAUUUGAUCAAUUUACCCAGCAAUUACCAGAAAGCGUUAGUGAAACGUUUUGCUUAUGUGUUUGUCGAGGCCGGGCGAGGCGAUGACUUGUUGGUGACUCCCAAAAAUUGCGUGAAAUGUAAUCAAUGGUGCUCGAUGACCGAUUCCGUGGAAUGUGCUAAGUGCAAGGACUACUACCAUAUGCUUUGUUUAACUCCUCCGUUGCUUAAGAAACCAUCACGAGGGUACAGUUGGAGCUGUGCGAAAUGCUCGAAGCAGGCGGAUGAUGAAAUGCGGAAAGUUCGUGCUAAUAAUUUAAGUCUCAAAAAGAAGUAUGAUAGAAGUGAUGCCAGCUCACUAGAAUCCAUCUCGACCACUGCCAUCUCCAUAGACCAGUAUAAUAAAAACAAUGUGACAACAAGCACCAGUCCUCCGCCGCUCCAGCCGAGUUUUGAAACGCUCGCAUUGGAGUUUCUUGAGCAUGAUAGUGGAUUGACUUUGGAAGAGAGAAGAGCUAAAGAAGAAUGGCCGUAUCGUUAUUUAGGGAUGCAUGCAAGGUUAGAGGAUGUCCUUGAUGUCGAAGAUCGGCCAUAUCCACGAGCAUCCUCGCGUUUGGGAACCAAGCAACAAGCCAACGUCGAUGAAUGGUACGGACAUCCCGAAGUGUACUAUGAUCCAGACGAAUCGGAGGUAGUUGCCAAGAAAAGACACUACAAAACCAAACGCAAACAGAGCAAGAGCGUUGAAGAUACUCCCGCUGCUGCAGGAAAGAAAUUGGAAGUGCCAAACGAGUAUAAAGGUACCCCUACCAAAGAAUUGCCUCCGUGGGUGAAACCCAGACCAGCGGGCUAUAUCGAACGAGGCCUCGAUGAUGGGUCAUCUUCUACCCUCAUGUGGAAACAACCGGCCAAAGAAUUGAAACUCGAAAAUCAAAUCGAUACUUUUGUGUUCAAGAAGUGCCGUCCAAUAGCCAAGGAAUUGAAAAUGUUUCAUAAUUCUCCAAAUUUCCUCGAUGCAAUUUUCAAGACUUUGUUAGAUACCAACUUUGAUUUCGAGAAAAGUUACAGUAUCAUCAAGGAUUUCACUCGUCAAUCAUUGAAAGAACCAACGUUCACCUCGGAGGAAGCCACAAGAUUCGAUGAAGGGGUAAGAAAGUAUGGUAGUGAAUUGUUGCCGGUUCAUCGUCAUGUGGGCACCCAGUCAUUUGGGAUGAUUGUCAGAUAUUAUUACUUGUGGAAAAAAACCCCGAUGGGCCAUUUGAUUUGGGAUAAUUUCCCUGGUCGUAAAAAUAAAAAAAUUAAGAAGAACGCCAACAAGAGCGAUUCUGUUGAUUCGAUUGCUGAUCCAGAGGAUGAUUCAAGUUAUGAUAACGAUGCCUCAGUCAGACAGCGUCGUCAUUACCAGUGCAAGCACUGUAACAUUACCAGCUCCACCAAGUGGUUUAGAGCAUCUGGGCAUUCGGUUGCCCCAAGUGAUCCUAAAGAAACCGUGAUUGCCUUGUGUUUCAGGUGUGCUAGAUUAUGGCGUCUUUAUGCCGUUGAAUGGGAAGACCCGUUUGAAGUGUCCAAGAAAUUGAAAGGAGUAGGGAAGAGAAAAGUGGAGCAUGAAUUGGCCGAAGAUGCCAUGAGAAUCUUGGACGAAAAGGAAAAGACGAAAGUGGCGUUUAGAAUCUCCAACGGAGGUAAUUUCAAACGAAAAUCAUCGUCGCCAUCCCCUGAUGAUCCAAUUAAAAAACCAAGAAAUAUCAAAAGUGCUAGUUCUCCAUCUCCUUCGGUAUCCAGUCAAGUCACAUCAUCAUCAGUCCCUGGCUCUGCUGGCAAGGCUUCUACAACCAAGCAAACUAGAGUAAAGAAAGAACCAAAGGUCAAAAGAGAACCGAAAACUAAAAAAGAACCCGCCACUCAUGCGGUUACAUCAACAUCUCAGACAAAGGUACAAUCUACCAAUCAAGCUUCUGGAAGGGGAAAGCGUGCUAAAAAGGAAGAUAGCAGUGGUGUAACUAAUCUAACGCUUCGUUUCACUGCUCCUCAAUCACAAAAUUCCAAUAAGAAAUCUGGGCAGUUGGUUACUAAUAAUGAUGAUAAUAGUAAUGAAAGCGACUCUGAUAAUGAUAUUACUCCAUCGGCUCCAGUUUAUCAUUACAUUUAUAACGAUCAUUACACCUAUAAUUUUGAAAACUUUGAUAAAAAAACCCACGAAUUUGAUAACUGGUUGCCGGAACCGAAAGACGAUUUCACCAUUCCUUUAUCACCAAAGACCAAGUCUUCGAAUUCCAAGGACUCUCCGGGAAUUAAGCACAUCAUUAGCGCAAAUGGGUUAUUCUCGCCAACGAAACGUCCAUGUUGUGUUUGUCGAUCCUGUGAUGCCGAUGACUUGAAUGAAAUUUUGAUUUGUUCCAAUUGUGGGUUAAACGUCCAUGCCAGUUGUUAUGGGGUUGAAGUAAAUCCUCAUAUCAAGAUGUUCACCAAAGAAUGGUGCUGUGACUCCUGCUCGAACGACCUCCACCCAGUUUGCCUGACGUAUUAUGGAUGUAGCUUAUGUUACUCAAAAGAAAUCGACCAUGAUUCGGCGAUUGUCGGAGCCCCAACUGCAUUUCCAGACGCGUUGAAAAGAACUAUCAAUUUCAAAUGGGCGCAUAUCAUUUGUUCGAUCUUUAGUGCCGAGAUCAAAUUCGAGGACUCCAAGAGUUUACAAGGAGCGGUAAAUAUGCCGUUGGCGUUACUCAAAAAUGAGUUCAGGUUUUGUGAUAUUUGCAAUAUCAAGAGCGGGGUGUUGAAGAAGUGUAUGUUAUGCCAAAAUGCAGUCCAUCUCACUUGUGCCCAAGACUCCCUGAACUACUUCAUUGGUUUCCGCAUCAUUCCGGAAUUGGAAUUCAAGGACUACAGUAACAUUUUGGAUGACGGGAAGUCUAAGAAAUUGGUGAAGAUUCUUAGUACCGGGGUCGUCGGGGUUCCUGAACCGGUAUUAAUCUGUAACGAUCAUCCUAAAGAUCAAAAUAAUGGCGAUCUUUUCAAAAAUGUCUUCCCACUUCGAGAAAAAGCGGUAUGGAUCUCUAACGAUGCCGGGAAAACCACGCCACAGAAAGCCCCAAUUAUGAAGUUAUACGCCGACGGUUAUAUGCAAUGGAAGGGUGGUAUCCAGGGACCUGCGUUGAGAUAUUACGAACAAGCAUUGAUUAAAGAAGAAUAUAGAAAAGGUCAAGUUGGGGAAACCGGCAACGGGUCGCUGAAGGCCAGAUGGAUAGGCAAAGACCCUGCAACUUCAUCAAUAUUUUUGGACGAUCGAAGCAAAUUAGGCAGCUUAAGCGAUCAUCCGCAGCUGUGCUCGACAACGGAAGUUACUUCUAAAUACUGUGGGAUUAUCAGUAAUGAUAAUUGGUGGGAAAGUGAUGAUGCUGCUGAAGGUGAGACGGAAACCGCUAAUUCAGGUUGUGGGUUUUGUGAGAAGACAUCACUGGAAAAAACCCCUUUUAAAAAAUUGAACUAUUUGAAACUUGAGGAUAAUGCCUACGGUAUUGUUGAUGAAAAUUGA
Messenger RNA from Saccharomycopsis crataegensis, 4308 nucleotides. RefSeq names its product DNA-binding E3 ubiquitin-protein ligase SNT2 (gene SNT2). Bases 1 to 4308 code for a protein of 1435 amino acids. Lineage: Eukaryota; Fungi; Ascomycota; Saccharomycetes; Ascoideales; Saccharomycopsidaceae. Gene Ontology annotation, biological process: histone catabolic process. Gene Ontology annotation, molecular function: chromatin binding; ubiquitin-protein transferase activity. The transcript has a single exon. The record is from RefSeq and is a predicted model, not a curated record. Gene Ontology annotation, cellular component: Lid2 complex.